GAUAAAAUAAAGCAUAAAGGCGUUAUCGAAAUUGUUGUACUUAACGUUGAAGUUCUUAAAAUAAAUUCUUUCGUAUGUAAAUAUAUAGCAAAAAAAAGGAAACAUCUCUUCCAUAAGGAAAUUUUCUUUUGCUCUGCCUUUUUUUUCCCCUGCUUUGAGGUUUCAACUGAUCAAAACAUCAUCUUUGUCUCGUCAACAUGAACGACUUACUUACGGAUUCAUUUGUUGGGGAUGCCCGAGGCCAUGGUGAUAUCGAAAUGGGAAGACAGGUUCCUGGAAGUAACUCCGACAUGGGAAUGGAAGCUUUUAAUAAGCAGAUACAAGAGGUUGAGAAACUGGUGGAAAAGCUCUCUGAGUUACUUAGGAAACUCAAGGAUGCUAAUGAGGAAUCAAAGUCUGUUACAAAGGCAUCUGCUAUGAAAGCUAUCAAGAAGCGAAUGGAGAAAGAUAUUGACGAGGUUGGAAAGAUAGCACGUAAUGUCAAAGCAAGAUUAGAAGCAAUCAACAAAGAUAACUUAGCCAAUCGGCAGAAACCUGGAUGUGAGAAGGGAACAAGCAUUGACAGAUCCAGGAUGAAUGUUACAAAUGCUGUGGCAACAAAAUUCAAGGAUUUGAUGAUAGAGUUUCAGACUCUCAGACAAAAGAUCCAGGACGAGUAUCGUGAGGUUGUCGAAAGAAGGGUCAUUACAGUUACUGGGACCAGACCAGAUGAAGAAACAAUUGACCGCCUCAUUGAAACUGGAAAUAGUGAGCAAAUUUUCCAAAAGGCAAUUCAAGAACAGGGUCGAGGACAGAUACUAAAUACAGUGGAGGAAAUCCAAGAAAGGCAUGAUGCUGUGAUUGAGAUUGAGAAAAAGCUUCUUGAUUUACAACAGAUUUACCUCGACAUGGCAGUUCUUGUUGAAGCCCAGGGAGAAAUUUUAGAUAACAUUGAAAGUCAGGUUACAAAUGCAGUGGACAAUGUGCAAUCAGGCACAGAUGCUCUCCGAACUGCAAAGAGCUUGCAGAAAAAGUCAAGAAAAUGCAUGAUGAUCUCCAUAAUCUUGCUCCUUAUUAUUGCAAUCAUCAUUGUGCUCUCUAUUUUGAAACCAUGGAAGAAAUGAACAAAGGAAGGUUGAUUCCAUCACUCCCAUCCUUUCUCCCGCAUAGGUAGUGACUUGGAUAGCAACUAUAACAGGUUCUGAUGAAUUUUUUCUUCUCUUUGUUCACCUUUUGCAUACUGUGUUUCAAAAACUACUUAGAAAUACUCUACUGUUACAAACUUACAAGAGGAUUUACCUUCAAUUUUUAUCACUAUUUUCUGCUCUAAGGUAGCCUAAUCUGCUACUCCCUUAAUCCUUGUUAAAACCACCCAAGUACUUAAAACAGAUGGCACCUUCCAAUGUCAUAUCCUUACUACAAUCAUU
Messenger RNA from Durio zibethinus, 1406 nucleotides. Its product is annotated as syntaxin-132-like. Lineage: Eukaryota; Viridiplantae; Streptophyta; Magnoliopsida; Malvales; Malvaceae. Gene Ontology annotation, molecular function: SNAP receptor activity; SNARE binding. Gene Ontology annotation, biological process: vesicle fusion; intracellular protein transport; exocytosis. The record is from RefSeq and is a predicted model, not a curated record. Gene Ontology annotation, cellular component: SNARE complex; endomembrane system; plasma membrane.